This is a messenger RNA of Aspergillus nomiae NRRL 13137, 2760 nucleotides long. RefSeq names its product putative AMP dependent ligase/synthetase. Gene Ontology annotation, molecular function: CoA-ligase activity. The transcript is spliced from 5 exons. The record is from RefSeq and is a predicted model, not a curated record. Gene Ontology annotation, biological process: secondary metabolic process. Lineage: Eukaryota; Fungi; Ascomycota; Eurotiomycetes; Eurotiales; Aspergillaceae. Gene Ontology annotation, cellular component: PAM complex, Tim23 associated import motor. Bases 1 to 2463 code for a protein of 820 amino acids.
AUGCAAUACCUCCCAGCAAAAGACUACGAUGUUCCGAACAUCGACCUCCUCUCCUUACUAUUCCCCUCUCUCACUAACCACGGAACUACCGUUCUCCACGCUGAAGCCGCAGAUCCAACAAACAACGUCACCAAAGCCCAAACCCGAGCCAUCACCAAGCGCCUCGCACAUGUAUUCCGCACCGACUUUGGGAUCGGAAACAAUGGCGCCGGAAAAGACACAGUUCUCUGUAUCUCAUCUAACCAAGUACUUCUUCCAGCGGUGUUCUUUGCCAUCAUCGCCGCAGGGGGAGUGUAUACCGCAGCAUCGACGGCCUUUACAGAAUCGGAACUCUCUCGACAGAUCCAACAGUCAAAAAGCAAAUUGAUCAUCGCUAGUGCGGAUAACGAAGCGAAAGCUCUGAAAGCGGCGCUUGCCUGCGGGAUUCCCGUGGAGCGCGUUCUGAUCCUCGAGAGCUCAGGCCACAGACGCUUACUUCGGGAUACAGCGAACCCCCAGAGAAACUAUCUCCAGAGUAGAAAAGAGCUGGACUGGGAGCGAGUCACGGAUCGAAUCGAGCUAGAAACAAGACUCAUCUGCCUACUAUUUUCGAGCGGCACUACCGGAGCUCCAAAAGGUGUUAUGCUGUCUAACAUGAACCUUGUUUCUGAGGCAAUUAUCCCGCAAUGGGUCCUUCGCGAAUCCAGAAAGGGAAAACCGCAUCUUGAAGUCCCUUAUCGGACGAUUGGUCAUCUUCCUACUGCGCAUAUUGCGGGUUGUCUGGGAUAUUUUAUUACUCCUGGCGUUGCGGGAGGUACCGUGUACUGGAUGCCGAAGUUCAACAUUGACGAGUUCAUGGACUAUUGUAAAAAGUAUCAGGUUACGUUUCUGGCUACUGCGCCGCCGGUCUAUCUUGCUGUUGCGGAGAGUUCACGGGUCACGGAUCAUUUCGAUAGUUUGAUCCGAGCGGAGUCGGGGGCUGCGCCGUUAUCUACGGAGGUCCAGCGACGUGCGGAGAAGAAAUUGGGCUGUACCAUCAGUCAACGCUGGGGAAUGACCGAGUCUACUGGAAGUGUGACCACAAUGCCUUGGGGUCAGGCGGAUAGCACGGGGAGUAUCAGCCCUUUGCUGCCGAAUACGAGACUCCGCAUUGUGGAUGAGCAAGAUAGGGAUGUUGAACAAGGCAUGGAGGGAGAAAUCUUGGUUAAAGGGCCCAUGGUCACGAAGGGUUACUUUGAGAACCCAGAAGCUACUGCAGCGGCUUUCGCGCCCAACGGAUGGUUCCGAACUGGAGAUAUUGGCGUCUGGAACAACGGCCGAAUUUACAUGGUGGAUAGAAAGAAGGAACUUAUCAAAUACAAAGGACUUCAGGUCUCCCCGGUAGAGGUAGAGGCUUGUCUCCUUGGCCAUGAAUGCGUAGCAGAUGCUGCUGUCGUUGGAGUGCCAGACCAAUCAGCACCGGGGAACGAGCUGCCCCGAGCAUAUGUCGUGGUAGAGAACAAUAGAAGCAUUUCUGAGGAAGAAUUAAAAACGCACGUCAAGUCAAAUAUGGCGCGCCAUAAGCAGCUUCGGGGAGGCGUGGUGUUUACGAAAGAAAUUCCGAAAAGCUCAUCCGGAAAGAUACUUCGACGACUACUAAGGGAACAGGCAAAGAAGUCGAUGGAACCACGGGCGAAGUUAUACCAAACCCGAACUCAACUCCGCAUCCACAUCGACGACAAUCACCUCUGCAUUUUGCUCACAACACCCUCCAGGAUGCACGCGACCUCGAUCAGCGCCCCAGUGCGCACCGCGAUGGUUUUCGGACGUAUUUCCUCAAAAACCCUCCCCUCGGUUGCAUUCCCAGGCAAUUCAACGGCACUGUACCAGACCCUCUGCCAGGCACGACCAGCCAGUACCUCCGCACAGAUCAAGACCGGCUUCAAGGCGCCAUGUGCUCGUCCCCAGGUCCAGAUGCCCACUUACCGUGUUGCGUCAAUGCGGACAAACUCCACAGUCUCGGAGGCAACUCGCAAGGAAGCCGCCAAACUGACCUGGAACUCGUUCUUCCAGCUCCGCGCCUCUCGUCGUCGCUAUUCGCUCGCUUCUUCUGUGGUGUCCUCGAUGGCUAGUACUGUCGUUGGUGUGCAGGUUCUUUCCAGCCAGGACCUUGAAUCCUUGGGUGCGCAGGUGAUGGGUCUGGACCCCUUCGUUGUUCUGGGAAUGGCUACCGCGGCUUGUGGUGCUGUGGGUUGGCUGAUUGGGCCCUUUGUUGGUAAUGCGGCGUGGGGGUUGGUUAAUCGGCGGUAUAGACAGGCCUUUAUGAUCAAAGAGAAGGAGUUCUACGACCGAAUCAAGCGCUUCCGCGUUGAUCCCUCUUCGAACUCCAUCGCUAACCCCGUCCCUGAUUACUACGGCGAGAAGAUUGGUAGCGUGCAGGGAUACCGCCAGUGGCUGAAGGAUCAGCGUGUGUAUAACCGCAAGAGGCGCAACUUUAUCCUCUAGAUAUGGACAUUCUUUGCAUCUGUUAUGGCGAACAAUUAACAUGAGAGCCCAUAGCCUGGGUUUCAUUUAUGGCAUCUUAACAUUCCGGUCCUUAUUUUCUUUGUUUGUGGGUUCUGCACACCUUUCCUGUAUGAGUAUCUUGACAACGUCGAUGUGUAUCUGAGCGCUUACUUCCUUUACUAAAUUUAACCUGUAUGGGUUUAUCAUGCUUGAUUAUUGACAUUGUAUAGCCAGCCGGAACCCAUGUGAAUUGACCAUUUCAGUUCAGUCUAGGACUUUGAUGCCGAAGACGCAGCU